Messenger RNA from Aspergillus nidulans FGSC A4, 1478 nucleotides. RefSeq names its product alkaline protease. Gene Ontology annotation, molecular function: serine-type peptidase activity; serine-type endopeptidase activity; peptidase activity. NCBI's taxonomy places the organism in Eukaryota, Fungi, Ascomycota, Eurotiomycetes, Eurotiales, Aspergillaceae. Gene Ontology annotation, cellular component: extracellular region. The coding region runs from base 67 to 1278 and encodes 403 amino acids. The transcript is spliced from 4 exons. Gene Ontology annotation, biological process: proteolysis. The record is from RefSeq and is a predicted model, not a curated record.
CUCUCUUCAUUCUCUGAACAAUCUCAUCCAGGCCCUGGUCGUCGGAACUCCUUCAGGACUCCUGUCAUGCAUUCGUUCAAGCGCUCACUCCUCCUUCUCGGAGCCCUCCUUCCUGCCGUCUUUGGAGCUCCCGUCGAGCCUCGCCGAGCAGCUGAAAAGGUUCCCGGAAAGUACAUUGUCACAUUCAAGUCCGGUCUCAACGUUGACCAGAUCGAUGCUCACACCUCUUGGGCCUCGAACGUCCACAAGCGCAACCUCGAGCGUCGCGGCCUAGCUGAACGGGACCAGUACUCUGGCAUUGAGAAGAAUUACAAGAUCAACAAGUUCGCGGCUUACUCCGGCUCUUUCGACGAUGCCACUAUUGAGGAGAUCCGGAAUAGCGCAGAUGUUGCCCACGUCGAAGAGGACCAAAUCUGGUACAUUGACGCCCUGACCUCCCAGAGCGGCGCUCCCUGGGGUCUUGGAGCCAUCUCACACAAGGGCGAAGCGAGCACCACCUACGUCUAUGACACCAGUGCGGGAGAGGGCACUUACGCCUAUGUCGUGGACACCGGCAUCAAUGCCGACCACGAGGAAUUUGGCGGCCGCGCCAGCCUUGCCUACAACGCUGUUGGUGGCCAGCAUGUUGACAGCGUCGGCCACGGCACCCAUGUUGCUGGCACUAUCGGCGGUGAAACCUACGGUGUUUCCAAGAAGGCGAACCUUCUGUCCGUCAAGGUUUUCCAGGGCGAAUCUAGCAGCACUUCUAUUAUUCUCGACGGUUUCAACUGGGCUGCGAACGAUAUCGUGAGCAAGGGCCGCACCGGCAAGAGCGCAAUCAACAUGAGCUUGGGUGGUGGAUACUCUUACGCCUUCAACCAAGCUGUUGAGGACGCAUACGACGAAGGCGUCCUCUCCGUUGUGGCCGCUGGAAAUGACAACAUCGACGCUUCAGACAGCAGCCCCGCCUCUGCGCCAAAUGCUCUUACUGUUGCCGCCAGCACCAAAUCGAACACCCGGGCAUCCUUCUCCAACUACGGUAGCGUUGUUGAUAUCUUUGCCCCUGGUCAGGAUAUCCUCUCCGCUUGGAUUGGCUCCACUACUGCUACUAACACGAUCUCUGGUACCUCCAUGGCCACACCCCACGUCGUCGGCUUGUCUCUGUACCUGAUCGCUCUCGAGGGACUCUCCUCUGCCAGUGCUGUGGUUUCCCGCAUUAAGGAACUCGCUACUCAGGGCGUUCUCUCCAACGUUCAAGGCAGCCCUAACUUGCUUGCCUACAACGGUGCCGACGAAUAGAUAGCACCAACCUGACAAACCUAAAUUAUGAGCACGACCAUGGUCCACAUGGACUAAGGAUGAGAAGAGAUGGAAGCAGCGGCUAGAAUAGGAUGAUUCAUGUGACCUUGUUACGAAUGCACAUAUUUUUAUUCUCUCUAUAUAGGUCCAUCUCGUAGAUCAUCCAAGAAACAACUCAAAUAAUUCUGGAUUUGAAGAUC